AUGCCACCUCCUGCCACCACACCAUCUUCUUCCUGCACACCACAUCCUCCCUGCAUACAACCUCCUCACUGCACACCACCUCCUCCCUGUAUACCAUCUCCUCCCUGUAUACCACCUCCUCCCUGUAUACCACCUCCUCCCUGCAUACCACCUCCUCCCUGCAUACCACCUCCUCCUUGUAAACCACCUCCUCCCUGCAUACCACCUCCUCCCUGCAUACCACCACCUCCCUGCACACCACCUCCUCCCUGUAUACCACCUCCUCCCUGCAUACCACCUCCUCCCUGCAUACUACCUCCACCCUGCACACCACCUCCUCCCUGUAUACCACCUCCUCCCUGCAUACCACCUCCUCCCUGCAUACUACCUCCACCCUGCACACCACCUCCUCCCUGUAUACCACCUCCUCCCUGCACACCACCUCCUCCCUGUAUACCACCUCCUCCCUGCAUACCGCCUCCUCCCUGCAUACCGCCUCCUCCCUGCACACCACCUCCUCCCUGUAUACCACCUCCUCCCUGCAAACCGCCUCCUCCCUGCAUACCACCUCCUCCCUGCAUACCACCUCCUCCCUGUAUACCACCUCCUUCCUGCAUACCACCUCCUCCCUGCAUACCAUCUACUCCCUGCAUACCACCUCCUCCCUGUAUACCACCUCCUCCCUGCAUACCACCUCCUCCCUUUACACCACCUCCUCCCUGCAUACCGCCU
This is a messenger RNA of Pseudophryne corroboree (corroboree frog), 711 nucleotides long. RefSeq lists its product as uncharacterized. Lineage: Eukaryota; Metazoa; Chordata; Amphibia; Anura; Myobatrachidae. The record is from RefSeq and is a predicted model, not a curated record. The transcript has a single exon. The annotation marks the transcript as partial.